AUGCGCAAAGACGGUGUGUCCCCUCGGAGAACACGAUUCGUCACUGCGGUGGACUACGCGGCGCUGGUGCGGCACGGGCUGGCGGGCGGCCCGUCAGUGCUGCUGCUGCCCGACGAGCAGCAGAGCGCCGCCGUGGAGUGGGGCAAGUGGGGGCGCGGCCAUGGGCGCGAGGGGCAUGCGCAGGGGCAGGGGCGGGGGAGUGAGGCGGGGGAGGAUGGGGAGGAGGAGAGGGAGAAGCGGAGGCGGGCGUGGGAGGAGAGCCGGCAGCUGCAGGAGCUGGCGAGUGAUGCCGGCGCUGAGGCAGCGGCAGCGAGGGCGUUGGCGCACGGGGCAGCGGCGCGGCAGCUGAGGGCGGAGCUGGCGGCGGAGCACAGAGAGCGCGAGAGGCAGCGCCGAGGAGGAGGGCGGGGGGAGCGCGGGCGAGGGGGGGCUGCAGCGAUGAGCUUCAGCCAGCGCGAGAAGAGGAAGCGCGAUGCGGGGCAGGCGAGCCGAGGGAAGAAUUACGUAGAGGAGAAGCGGCAGCUCCGGGACCAGGGUGUCUAUUCUGGCUUCGAUGCCUAG
Closterium sp. Yama58-4 is the source of this 561-nucleotide messenger RNA. Lineage: Eukaryota; Viridiplantae; Streptophyta; Zygnematophyceae; Desmidiales; Closteriaceae. The record is from the annotation of a GenBank genome assembly.